Molecule: messenger RNA, 315 nt
Organism: Lobosporangium transversale
Lineage: Eukaryota; Fungi; Mortierellomycota; Mortierellomycetes; Mortierellales; Mortierellaceae
Exons: 1
Coding region: 1-315 (104 amino acids)
Source: RefSeq, a predicted model, not a curated record
AUGACGUCUAAUAGCGAUCUCGAUUUCAGUUUUGAAGAGAAGAAAUACAACGACAUGAGCGAUGUUGAACAGCAGGAGGAAGACAACGACAUCUACUAUUCUGAAGAGAGAGAAAACAACAUCAGUUAUAAUGAGAAGGAUGAAGAAAACAACACCAGUUAUAAUGAAGAGGGGGAAGAUUGCGGAGAUAAUCUAUAUGCGGGAUCUAUGAGUGAGGGAGUUGAAGAUGAAGUCGAAGCAGAGUACUGGUCUGAUGAAGAUAACGAUGGGUGUAGAUCACCUGUAAGUCUACAUACAUCGUCUGGUGCCUUUUAA